Stereum hirsutum FP-91666 SS1 is the source of this 594-nucleotide messenger RNA. RefSeq names its product GTP cyclohydrolase I. Gene Ontology annotation, cellular component: cytoplasm. Gene Ontology annotation, biological process: tetrahydrobiopterin biosynthetic process; tetrahydrofolate biosynthetic process. The transcript is spliced from 4 exons. Lineage: Eukaryota; Fungi; Basidiomycota; Agaricomycetes; Russulales; Stereaceae. Bases 1 to 594 code for a protein of 197 amino acids. Gene Ontology annotation, molecular function: GTP cyclohydrolase I activity; GTP binding; zinc ion binding. The record is from RefSeq and is a predicted model, not a curated record.
AUGCGUCUGAACGCCACACCAGACGAGAAGACCGCACGCGAGCAGAAACUUUCAGCUGCGGUCCGUACCGUGCUCGAAUGUAUCGGAGAGGAUCCCGAUCGAGAAGGUCUUCUGCGCACUCCCGAGCGUUAUGCGAAGGCUCUUAUGUGGAUGACGAGAGGCUAUGAGGAGCGACUGACAGAUGUCAUUAACGAUGCUGUCUUCGCCGAGGACCACGACGAAAUGGUUUUGGUGAAAGAAAUUGACAUCUCUAGUUUGUGCGAGCACCACCUCGUCCCGUUCACCGGAAAGGUCGCUAUAGCUUAUAUCCCAAAUAAACUCGUUCUUGGACUUUCGAAGUUGGCUCGAAUCGCCGAAACCUUCAGUCGGCGGCUACAGGUCCAAGAACGUCUCACGAAGCAAAUCGCUCUCUGCGUCCAGGAAGCUAUCAAGCCUCGCGGUGUAGCUGUCGUCAUGGAGGCAACCCACAUGUGCAUGACGAUGCGUGGGGUGCAAAAGCCAGGCGCAGUGACCGUGACGUCCUGCAUGCUGGGUUGUUUCCGCACCCAACAGAAAACGCGCGAAGAGUUCCUGACGUUGAUCAAGGGACGGUAG